This is a messenger RNA of Eupeodes corollae, 544 nucleotides long. RefSeq names its product flexible cuticle protein 12-like. The transcript is spliced from 2 exons. Gene Ontology annotation, molecular function: structural constituent of chitin-based larval cuticle. NCBI's taxonomy places the organism in Eukaryota, Metazoa, Arthropoda, Insecta, Diptera, Syrphidae. Gene Ontology annotation, cellular component: chitin-based extracellular matrix. The record is from RefSeq and is a predicted model, not a curated record. Bases 46 to 375 code for a protein of 109 amino acids.
AUAUCAUCAGUUAGUUAUUCCACUUACUUUGAUAUCAAUCUCAAGAUGAAAUUCGUUAUUGUUUUCGCUGCCCUUUUCGCUGUCGCCUUGAGCGCUUCAAUUCCCCAGGACUCAGCUCACGCUGAAACCCUCCGUUAUGAAAACGACAACAUCGGAGUUGAAGGAUUCAAAUACGCUGUUGAGACCAGCGAUGGCAAGUCUGCCAGCGAACAAGGAGUCUUGAAGAAUGUUGGUUCCGAAAACGAGGCUAUCUCCGUCCAAGGACAAUUCAGCUACGUCGGACCCGAUGGUGUCACAUACGCAGUCACCUACAUCGCUGAUGAGAACGGUUUCCAACCACAAGGUGCUCAUUUGCCCGUUGCCCCCUCCCUUUAAAUGACUUAAACGUCAAAAUGAUUAUAUUGCGUCGUUGAAGAAAAUCGCUGAUUGAUCAUUUUUAUCGAUCAGUAUUUCGCAACGAUUCGUUAAAUAAUUUAAUUUUAAGUGUUAGGUGUUGAAUGAAGCAAUAAAAUGUGUUGAUCAAAGACAAUUAUAAAACUCAAAA